Calliphora vicina (urban bluebottle blowfly) is the source of this 2145-nucleotide messenger RNA. RefSeq names its product cytochrome P450 4g1-like. The transcript is spliced from 2 exons. The coding region runs from base 166 to 1836 and encodes 556 amino acids. Gene Ontology annotation, molecular function: oxidoreductase activity, acting on paired donors, with incorporation or reduction of molecular oxygen; heme binding; monooxygenase activity. The record is from RefSeq and is a predicted model, not a curated record. NCBI's taxonomy places the organism in Eukaryota, Metazoa, Arthropoda, Insecta, Diptera, Calliphoridae.
GGACAAGAACUUGCAUUAGUUCUGAUUGUAGUUCGGACUUGACAAGUACACAAGUGUUAUAUCGAAAUAAGAAAUUUCAUAUAACUGAGAGACACAGUAUUCGUCGAAAAGGAUUAUAAUAUCUUGAGAAAUUUCUCACCAAAGGAUAAUUACACUUGAACAACAAUGUCGGUGGAGACGCUGCAGGAUUCAAUUCCUCAAAUGGCAGGCGAAACUUUGGCAGCAGCCGCGUCUGGUCCUAGUACCUUGGUGACUUUGCUGUUCGGCUUGGGCCUCAUAGCAGCAUUGUAUGAAUACUAUCGUCGUAACAGACGAGAGGCCAAAAUAUUAGAAGGCAUACCCACACCACCACAAAUGCCAUUAAUCGGUCACGGCCACUUGGUGUUCGGUACAAAUAAUGUAGAAACCUUAAAGGUUGGAAUGGAACUAAUUAAAACCUAUGGCGAAACAGUGCAUGUGAUGCUGGGUCAUUUGAGUGUGGUAUUCAUUACAAAUCCCAAGGAUAUUGAAAUUGUUUUGGGUGGCUACAAGCAUUUAGAAAAAUCGGUUGAAUAUCGUUAUUUCCAACCCUGGUUUGGUAAUGGUUUAUUGAUCUCGAAUGGACAUCAUUGGCGUCACCAUCGCAAAAUGAUUGCCCCCACCUUCCAUCAGAGUAUCUUGAAGAGUUUUGUGCCCACAUUUGUUAAACACUCAAAAGCAGUUGUAGGCCGUUUGUCCCCCAACGUUGGCAAAGAGUUUGAUGUUCACAAAUACAUGUCCGAGACUACUGUGGAUAUUUUACUCACCACAGCCAUGGGUUGCAAAACUAAGCCGGAAACCGAAAAGAGUGCCGAAUAUGCUGAAGCUGUUAUGGAUAUGUGUGACAUUAUCCACAAUCGCCAGGUGAAACUCUUGUAUCGUUUGGAUUCGGCUUUCAAUUUCACCAAAAUGCGUGAACAAAACAAUAAAUUAAUGAAUGUCAUUCUCAGCAUGACCCGUAAGGUUGUGGAAGAUCGCAAAAAGAAUUUUAAUGCUGAGGAAAGAGGUAUUGUUGAGAAGGCUGACGAAGCGUUAAAGAAGAAGCAACAGGCUAAAAUUGAUGGUUUACGUGACGAUUUGGAUGAUAUUGAUGAGAAUGAUGUGGGAGAGAAACGUCGUUUGGCCUUAUUGGAUGCUAUGAUGGAAAUGGAAAAGAAUCCCGAUAUUAAGUGGACCGAUAAGGAUGUUAUGGAUGAAGUUAACACCAUUAUGUUUGAGGGUCACGAUACCACUGCUUCCGGUUCUAGUUUUGCCCUAUGCGCCAUGGGUAUCCACAAGGAUAUCCAACAGCGUGUAUUCGAGGAGCAGCAAACCAUUUUCGGUGAUGAUUUACAACGUGACUGUACAUUUGCCGACACAUUGCAAAUGACUUACUUGGAACGUGUAAUCUGUGAGACUUUACGUUUAUAUCCACCAGUACCCUUAAUUGCCCGUAAAAUGGAAGAGGACACCAAAUUAAAAUCUGGACCCUACACCAUACCCAAAGGCACCACAGUCAUUGUGCCCCAAUUCUUUGUACACAGACGUGCUGACAUCUACCCAGAUCCCGACAAAUUCAAUCCCGAUAACUUUUUGGCCGAACGUUCAGUCGACAGACAUUACUACAGCUACAUUCCAUUCAGUGCCGGUCCACGUAGUUGUGUUGGCCGCAAAUUUGCCAUGUUGCAAUUGAAAGUUUUACUCUCGACCAUCAUCCGCAACUAUAGUGUGAAUUCGUCACGUACCGAAAAAGAUUUCCAAUUGCAGGGUGAUAUUAUCUUAAAAUUGGGCAAUGGUUUCCAAAUCAGUUUGGAACCCCGCACUACUAUUAAAGUUUAAAGUGAUUCUCAGCGAAAAUUGACCAGAUAUUUUGACCAUGACUUUGUUAAAUGGACCAUUCUACUACAAACUUUACGAAAACUGCAGGUUUAUGCUUUAAAGAAAUAUUACUAACCCAAAUGAUAUUUUUAAAAAUGAAAAACGUGUGCUAAUAACAUCAGGAAAAAUUACGUAAAAGAGGAAGAUUUUUUAAUACCACCAUACAACAUUUAUUUUUCAAGUUACUAACACUAGUUUUUAAGUUAUAUAAAUUCAAAGAGAUUAUAAAAUUCAAUAAAAAAAGGUCAUGCACAGUAAAAAAACUGUAAA